Molecule: messenger RNA, 954 nt
Organism: Arabidopsis arenosa
Lineage: Eukaryota; Viridiplantae; Streptophyta; Magnoliopsida; Brassicales; Brassicaceae
Source: the annotation of a GenBank genome assembly
GACCAAACCAAACAGAAGACAGUUUGUUCUUUGUCUUGGCCAACUAUAAUCAAUCACUAGCUAGCGUUUGGAUAUCUCUCUCUCGAUCUCGAUGGCGCUCAAACAUUCGAUGAAUAUAGACUCUUAUGAAUCAAAAUCAUACGCCUGUCUCGACAAUUCCAAAGAUACAGUAUCGGUAGUACUAAGGAUCCGUGGAAUCAAACGCGUUUUUAAGCGGAGUGCUAGUGGUCGUGAAACCCUAAUUCAACAAACAACCAUCGGCGGGAAGGAAGUUGUAGAAGUGAGAACCGAGAUCCCACCUAUGAUUUUGAUUGGUGUAGAAUUGUGCGCUAUCCUGUUGACCUAUAUGUUGAUCGAUAAUGGAAUCCACGCAUGUAUCCGGGACUGCGUUGUUGUUAACAUCGCCAAAGAAGCGAUUAAGCUGCAUCGAGAAAAAAAAGGAGGAAGAUCAGGUUUCUUAAUUGUAACUCAAGUUGGAGUUAUAGAAGAAACUUGGUUUAGUGAUGUGAUAGAUCAUGAUGACAUAUCCGAAGAUCAUCCUGAUCGGUUACAAACAGAACAAGACUCAUGCACAAUCUGUCUAGAAGCGUUGGGAGACUUUAGAUAUGAUGAGAUCGGCGCAAGUGACGACAUUACUCGAGUGUAUGAACUACGUUGGAUCCUCGGAGACAUGGACAUCGACCCGAUCGAGAACCUUCCACCUCGUGGCUAGUUUCUACUAUGCAUCCAUUUAUCAUCUGAAAACAUCGUCUCUGUAUUUCUCUCCAUUGCUUAUGAGUUUUGACCUAGAUAUGAGCGACGAUGAUCAUAGCUCGAUAACUUGUUGAACAAGUCAGGAACAACGAGUUCUUAUGAUGACCUCGAAAGAGACCGUGAAUGCUCUUUGUAUCAGCAGGGUUUGUGAGUGUAGCAAGAAUGUUGGAAGAGUUUCUGUUCGAGCUAGGGCGCUGCUGC